Messenger RNA from Exophiala xenobiotica, 1299 nucleotides. RefSeq lists its product as uncharacterized. The transcript has 3 exons. NCBI's taxonomy places the organism in Eukaryota, Fungi, Ascomycota, Eurotiomycetes, Chaetothyriales, Herpotrichiellaceae. The record is from RefSeq and is a predicted model, not a curated record. Bases 1 to 1299 code for a protein of 432 amino acids.
AUGCUCCGCCUCCUCAGCGCCCGACCCUCUGCCGCCCCUCAUCGGGAACUUAGCUCGUUCCGGAAGUAUACGUGCCCUAAGACCAAGAGAAGCAAUAAGACCCUAAGCAUUGCCACUCUGGAAACAAAAAUCCAGAGUAAGAAUCCACUGAUUAGCAUCAUCAUGUGUUCCGCCUCUCCAGACAACUUUGUCCACGAGCCUAAAAUGGCACCAAGCAUCGAGAUACCUGCUGGCAAUAGCGUCAACGUUAGCAUUAUCGAUUGCACAGUCUCGCUCCGGGCACCCCUGGCGCUGUUUAUGGGUCCAGUCAUUCCGGGACUCGAAGUCAUGAGCGCUCCGUGCUUGUCCUUUCUCAUAGAACAUUCAGGUGGACGCAAGCUGCUUUUCGAUCUCGGCCUUCGAAAGGAUUGGCAGAAUCUCCCGCCCGCAGUUUUGGGCCUUGUUCAGCCACCGUGGAAGCUUGAAGUACAGAAGAAUGUUGCCGAGAUUCUUCAGGAGAAUGGGGUCGAUGUGGCCGGUGGUGCCAUUGACGGCAUAAUCUGGUCACAUUGGCAUUUCGAUCACGUUGGAGAUCCGUCCACAUUCCCCUCUUCUACUGACCUGAUUGUUGGACCUGGUGUGGUGGAUUACCUCCUUCCAGGCUACCCCGGGAAUCCCAAUGGUGUGCUUUCAGAAUCAGCCUUUGCUGGUCGGGAGACGAAGACGAUUGACUUCAAAGCGAAGGCAUUCAAAAUUGGGGCCUUCCCGGCUUUUGAUUUUUUUGGCGACGGCUCUUUUUACCUUCUCGACGUUCCAGGUCAUGCAAUCGGCCAUAUUUGUGGCCUAGCACGCACGACUUCCAAGGCUGAAGGGUCCAGCGGGGACACUUUCGUCUUUAUGGGCGCCGACACAGCCCACCAUACCGGCGCAUUCCGACCUACCGAGUACCUACCUCUGCCCAAGGAAAUAUCUCCAUCCCCUUGUGAGAGGGUCCAUCCGACUGUCUGUUCUGGUCACCUCUUUCAGGCGAUCCACCCGGAGCACAGAGGUGAUAAGCCGCACCUCAAUAUCGUUGAAGGCAUCCCAAACGAUACGCAACAGGCCAUUUCCAGCCUCAAAGACAUGCAAGAAUUCGAUGCUAUGGAGAAUAUUCUUGCCAUCAUCGCUCAUGACGCCAGCCUGCUCCGACCAGAAGCCGGUAUAGAAUGGUUUCCUCACGCAACUAUGAGGGACUGGAAGCAGAAAGACCUGGCGAGCAAGGCAAGAUGGGGCUUUCUGCGCGACUAUAGUCAUGCUGUUGAAAUUAACCAAGCUAAAUAA